AUGGAUUUCUUACCUACAGUUUCUGUUGAACGAUUACCCGAAAAAUAUCUCCCUCCAGGGAUCACUUCUAUGAAAUUCAGUAAUCUGUGGCUUGGGCAUGUCGCACCAAGAAUCGGAGGCAUUCGUGUUCAGAGCCUUAACAAAGGUCAAAUAACAAUGGACAUUGACUUCCAGUAUAUUGGCGACUUAAGCAUCAUUCUUGCCAUUGAAGCAGCACUUGCCCCUUCAAUAUCCAGAGAAUUAAAGGAUCUUCGGGUUUUCACCGUUAUUUGUGUCAUCUUUCAGCUCACCGAAGAUAUACCCUGCAUUUCUGCUGUGGCUGUUGCAUUACUCUCCGAGCCAAAUCCUAAGAUUGACUACAAAUUGAAGGCACUUGGAGGGAAUCUAGCAGCAAUACCUGGACUUUCAGCUAUGAUCGACUGUACUAUAAAUACAAUCGUCACAGACAUGCUUCAGUGGCCCCAUAGGAUUGUCAUUCCAAUUGGCGGUAUGCCUGUCGAUACAAGUGACUUGGAACUUGAACCGCAGGGGAAGCUCUCAGUAACCGUACUCAACGCCAAUGACCUGAAGAAUGUAGACUGGAUUGGUGUAUUUGAUCCUUAUGCAGUUGUGUACAUUCGGCCUCUAUUCAAGGUUAAGACAAAGGCCAUCUCCAACAACCGCAAUCCUGUGUGGAAUCAAACCUUUGAGUUGAUUGUUGAAGACAGAGAAACACAAUGGCUUAUCCUUGAGGUUUAUGACAAGAAUGUUGCGCGAGAUGAGCGAUUCGGGAUAGUAAGAUUACCUUUGAAUGAUUUGGAACCAGGAAAUCCAAAAGAGAUAAGCCUCAGAUUGUUACCAUCACUUGACAUGCUAAGAAUUAAAGACGAGAAAGAUAGAGGGAUUGUUUAUUACGAAUUCAGCAGAGAAGAGCAGAUAGCAGCCCCUUGGGAAACUUGUUCCUCCAAGUAUGAAGUUCAUUCAUGA
This is a messenger RNA of Papaver somniferum (opium poppy), 966 nucleotides long. RefSeq names its product synaptotagmin-4-like. The coding region runs from base 1 to 966 and encodes 321 amino acids. Gene Ontology annotation, molecular function: lipid binding. NCBI's taxonomy places the organism in Eukaryota, Viridiplantae, Streptophyta, Magnoliopsida, Ranunculales, Papaveraceae. Gene Ontology annotation, cellular component: endoplasmic reticulum. The transcript has 2 exons. The record is from RefSeq and is a predicted model, not a curated record.